This is a messenger RNA of Scutellospora calospora, 468 nucleotides long. Lineage: Eukaryota; Fungi; Glomeromycota; Glomeromycetes; Diversisporales; Gigasporaceae. The record is from the annotation of a GenBank genome assembly.
UCUGCUUCAGGAAUUACUGAAGGUGGACGAACUGGAAUUACAUCUCUUACUGUAUCAUUCUUCUUUUUUAUCUCGUUGUUCUUUGCGCCUAUUUUUGCUAGCAUACCUCCGUGGGCUUCUGGCCCUGCUUUAGUGGUUAUUGGUUCAAUGAUGACAAAGAGUAUUAAAGAUAUUAACUGGGAAUAUAUUGGUGAUUCUGUACCAAGUUUCUUAACCAUUGCGAUCAUGCCACUAACAUAUAAUGUCGCUUACGGUCUCAUUGCUGGUAUCGUCUCCUAUAUUGUUAUUAAUACUUUCGCAUGGUUAUUAGAAAAAGCGUCAUUUGGACGUAUAUCUCAUGAUAAAUCGAAUAAAGAAUUAUGGGGUGAUUUUACGACUGGGCAAAAUAAAGGAGAAUUAUUUCCACCUUGGAUCAUGGCUGUUGGAUAUAAGAUACGUGGAGUUGUUAAUGCUAAGAAAUGUAUUUGA